Molecule: messenger RNA, 3282 nt
Organism: Galeopterus variegatus (Sunda flying lemur)
Lineage: Eukaryota; Metazoa; Chordata; Mammalia; Dermoptera; Cynocephalidae
Gene: FLT3
Product: fms-related tyrosine kinase 3
Exons: 23
Coding region: 1-2829 (942 amino acids)
Biological process (GO): protein phosphorylation; positive regulation of kinase activity; cytokine-mediated signaling pathway
Cellular component (GO): signaling receptor complex
Molecular function (GO): ATP binding; transmembrane receptor protein tyrosine kinase activity
Source: RefSeq, a predicted model, not a curated record
AUGAUAUUUGGGACUAUUACAAAUCAAGAUCUGCCUGUGAUCAAGUGUGUUUUAAUCAAUCAUAAGAACAAUGAUUCAUCAGUGGGGAAGUCAUCAUCGUAUCCCAUGGUGUCAGAAUCCCCAGAAGACCUUGGGUGCGUGCUGAGACCUGAGAGUGCCAGGGCAGUGUAUGAAGCUGCGGCUGUGGAAGUGGACGCAUCUGCGUCUGUCACACUGCAGGUGCUGGUCAGCAUCCCAGGGAACAUCUCCUGUCUCUGGGUCUUUAAACACAGCUCCCUGAAUUGCCAGCCUCACUUUGAUUUACAAAACAGAGGAGUUGUCUCCAUGGUCAUUCUGAAAAUGACAGAAACCCAAGCUGGAGAAUACCUACUUUUUAUUCAGAGUGAAGCUGCCAAUUACACAAUAUUGUUUACAGUGAGUAUAAGAAAUACACUGCUUUACACAUUACGAAGACCUUACUUUAAAAAAAUGGAAAACCAGGAUGCCCUGGUCUGCAUAUCCGAGAGUGUUCCAGAACCAAUUGUGGAAUGGCUGCUUUGCGAUUCACAAGGCGAAAGCUGUAAAGAAGAAAGUCCAGCUGUUGUUAAGAAGGAGGAAAAGGUACUUCAUGAAUUAUUUGGAGCAGACAUAAGGUGCUGUGCAAGAAAUGAACUGGGCAGGGAAUGUACCAGGCUGUUCACAAUAGAUCUAAAUCAAACUCCUCAGACCACACAGCCACAAUUAUAUCUUAAAGUGGGGGAACCCUUGUGGAUAAGGUGCAAAGCUGUUCAUGUGAACCAUAGGUUUGGGCUGAGCUGGGAAUUAGAAAACAAAGCCCUCAAGGAGGGCAGCUACUUUGAGAUGAGUACCUAUUCAACAAACAGAACUAUGAUACGGAUUCUGUUUGCUUUUGUAUCAUCAGUGGGAAGAAAUGACGCUGGAUAUUACACUUGUUCCUCCUCAAAGCAUCCCAGUCAGUCCGCUUUGGUUACCAUCCUAGAAAAGGGAUUUAUAAAUGCUACCAAUUCAAGGGAAGAUUAUGAAAUUGACCAAUAUGAAGAGUUCUGUUUUUCUGUCAAGUUUAAAGCAUACCCACAAAUCAGAUGCACAUGGACCUUCUCUCGAAAAUCAUUUCCUUGUGAACAAAGUGGUCUUGAUGAUGGAUACAGCAUAUCUAAGUUUUGCAACCAUAAACACCAGCCAGGAGAAUAUAUAUUCCAUGCAGGAAAUGAUGACGCUCAAUUCACCAAAAGGUUCACGCUGAACAUAAGAAGGAAACCUCAAGUGCUCGCCGAGGCAUCCGCGAGCCAGGCGUCUUGUUCCUCGGAUGGAUACCCAUUACCAUCUUGGACCUGGAAGAAGUGUUCAGACAAGUUUCCCAACUGCACAGAAGAAAUCACAGAAGGCGUUUGGAAUAAAAAGGCUAACAGAAAAGUGUUCGGACAGUGGAUUUCAAGCAGUAUCCUAAACAUGAGUGAGGCUGUGAAAGGGCUCCUGGUCAAGUGCUGCGCAUACAAUUCUGUUGGCAUAUCUUGUGAAACAAUCCUUUUAAACUCACCAGGCCCCUUCCCUUUCAUCCAAGACAACAUCUCAUUCUAUGCAACAAUUGGGCUUUGUCUCCCCUUCAUUGUUGUUUUAACCAUGCUAAUCUGUCACAAGUACAAAAAGCAAUUUAGGUAUGAAAGCCAGCUGCAGAUGGUGCAGGUGACCGGCUCGUUGGACAAUGAGUACUUCUACAUUGAUUUCAGAGAAUAUGAAUAUGAUCUCAAGUGGGAGUUUCCAAGAGAAAACUUAGAGUUUGGGAAGGUACUAGGAUCAGGUGCUUUUGGAAAAGUGAUGAAUGCAACAGCGUAUGGAAUUAGUAAAACAGGAGUCUCAAUCCAGGUCGCAGUCAAAAUGCUGAAAGAAAAAGCAGACAGUUCUGAAAAAGAGGCGCUCAUGUCAGAACUCAAAAUGAUGACUCACCUGGGAAACCAUGAGAAUAUUGUGAACUUGCUGGGGGCAUGCACACUGUCAGGACCAAUUUACCUGAUUUUUGAAUAUUGUUGCUAUGGUGAUCUUCUCAACUAUCUAAGAAGUAAAAGAGAAAAAUUUCACAGGACAUGGACGGAGAUUUUCAAGGAACACAAUUUCAGUUUUUACCCCCCUUUCCAAUCAAAUCCAAAUUCCAGUAUGCCUGGUUCAAGAGAAGUUCAAAUACACCAGGACUCGGAUCAGAUCUCAGGGUUCAAUGGGAAUUCAUUCCAUUCUGAAGAUGAAACUGAAUAUGAAAACCAAAAAAGACUGGAAGAAGAAGAGGAUUUGAAUGUGCUUACAUUUGAAGAUCUUCUAUGCUUUGCAUAUCAAGUUGCCAAAGGAAUGGAAUUUCUGGAAUUUAAGUCGUGUGUCCACAGAGACCUGGCAGCCAGGAAUGUGCUUGUCACCCACGGGAAAGUGGUGAAGAUAUGUGACUUUGGAUUGGCUCGAGAUAUCAUGAGUGAUUCCAACUAUGUUGUCAGAGGCAAUGUGAGGCUGCUUAAGAGUGUGAACCCUUACCCUGGCAUUCCAGUUGAUGCCAACUUCUAUAAACUCAUUCAGAGUGGAUUUAAAAUGGAUCAGCCAUUUUAUGCUACGGAAGAAAUAUACUUUAUAAUGCAAUCCUGCUGGGCUUUUGAUUCAAGGAAACGGCCGUCCUUCCCUAAUCUGACUUCAUUUUUAGGAUGUCAGCUGGCAGAUGCAGAAGAAGCGAUGUAUCAGAACAUGGAUGGCCAUAAUUCAGAACAUCCUUCCAUCUACCAAAACAGGCGACCUUUUAGCAGAGAGAUGGAUUCAGGGCCACCCUCUCUACAGGCUCAGGUUGAAGAUUUGUAGAGAAACAAUUUAGUCUUAAGGACUUCAUCCCCACCCCCACGCCCCCGCCUACCUUAAACAGGCUGUAGAUAACCAAAACAAGAUUUAUUUCAUCAUUAAAAGAAAAUAUAUUACCAACUGCUGCUUCGCCGGACUUUUCUCUAGAAGCUGUCUGCAUUUACUCUUGUUUUGAAAAGGACUUUUGUAAAAUCAAAUCAUGGUGUGUGCAAGGCAGGAGGAGCCAGUAAUUCACUUCAUUGGAGCGCUGACCUGCGUCCAAGGCUUUUCAGGCUGGCUUGGGUGGAAAUUGGGUACCCGAAAUGUAGUAUAUUCUUGUAAAUACACAAAGCAAACCACUUGCUAAGGAGAAGCUAAUAUGAUUUUUUAAAAUCUAUGUUUUAAAAUAAUAUGUAACUUUUUCAGCUAUUUAGUGAUAUAUUUUAUGGAUGGAAAUAAAAUUUCUACUAUAGAAAA